AUGAAGGAAUGUGGGAGCAAUAUUGACAUGGGUUGCAUCAGGUGGUCCGAGCAACUCCCAGAAGAGAUCAUGCAUUUGUUUCUGGAACGACUAUGCAUAUCAGACUAUCUUCAUUGUCGUCAAGUUUGCCGUUCAUGGCGAAACGCUGUAAGAAGAGCAAUUGCAAGCAAAUGUUGUCGUCCUGCUACUGAGCUGCCAUGGCUUGUGCCUGAUGACAUAUACGCUUUCAAUCUAAGUGACAAGAAGAUUGUCAAAGGAAAACCAAAAUCACUUCUGUAUCAGAUGAAGAUAUCGCAGCGUUGUGUUGGGUCAAUUGAGGGGUGGUUGAUCGUGGUUAAGAAGGUAUAUGGCGAACAUAACAAUAUAAGCUUCUUGAAUCCAGUAUCAAGAGCCCGAGUGAUGCUACCACCAACAAGCAGAUGGCUUACUGAUUUUUCCUAUAGGAAAGUAGUAGCCUCUACAGUACCAACGAGCUCGCAGUGUAUUGUGGCUUGCAUUUCUUGUGAGGAAAAGUUGGCUUUUUGUAGACCAUCUGAUAAAUCCUGGACGAAAAUUGAUUCGUGGACUAGUUUUUCAGAUCUAGAGAUAGUUGAAAGGAAGUUAUAUGCUAUAACAAAUAACAAGUUGAUGAUGAUGUUUGACAUAAUAAUCGAAGAUGCGGAUGCCAGCGGCAAUGGCAGCAGUGGUCUUCGUUAUAGGGCAGAAAGGCAAGUCUCGCUUUAUCCCAAGCCAUGUUGUAUAACGGUCAGUGAAAUUAUGUUGAGAGUCGAGUGCUACUUAGUAAAAGAUUCUACAUCAAAGGAGUUGUUCAUAAUUGUUGUUAAAUGUAGUUCUGCUAGCAAUUGCUCCAACUUUGAAAGAUCGGAAACUAUACAACGAGUUCAAAUGUUCAAGGUGGAGUUGGUUAAUAAUGGUGUUCGAUGGGAAGAGGUUGUCGAUCUUAGUGCUCGGAUACUGUUCCUAAGCAAAACAAGGAAUGCGUUCAUAUACAAUGUCGACAGCAGCAGUGAUAUCACAGCACUUCAAAGAAACUGCAUUUGUAUUGCUCACGAUGAUCGUUUAUGCUCAAACUUGGAGGUGCUUUCCUUGACAGACAAGAGUAUCAAACCUUAUGAUACUUCCCCCCUAAAGGCUUAUAUAUCCGGGUCAUUUUGGUUCACACCAAAUCCUUGGUAG
Messenger RNA from Fragaria vesca subsp. vesca, 1176 nucleotides. Its product is annotated as putative F-box protein At5g55150-like. Lineage: Eukaryota; Viridiplantae; Streptophyta; Magnoliopsida; Rosales; Rosaceae. The coding region runs from base 1 to 1176 and encodes 391 amino acids. Gene Ontology annotation, molecular function: protein binding. The record is from RefSeq and is a predicted model, not a curated record. The transcript has a single exon.